This is a messenger RNA of Hyaena hyaena (striped hyena), 1447 nucleotides long. It is a transcript of the gene EMB, whose product is annotated as embigin. Gene Ontology annotation, molecular function: cell-cell adhesion mediator activity. The record is from RefSeq and is a predicted model, not a curated record. The transcript is spliced from 11 exons. Gene Ontology annotation, biological process: dendrite self-avoidance; homophilic cell-cell adhesion; axon guidance. Gene Ontology annotation, cellular component: axon; plasma membrane. Lineage: Eukaryota; Metazoa; Chordata; Mammalia; Carnivora; Hyaenidae. The coding region runs from base 87 to 1277 and encodes 396 amino acids.
GCUGGCGCCCGGGCCCCGGCGAGUGUGCGCGGCGACUUGGGCCACCGACGGCGGUGCGCGAGGACCGCGGCUGACCCGCCGGCGCCAUGCGCGCCCCGCCCGGCCUGCUGGGGCCCCGGGGGCCGCUGCCGCUGGCCCUCCUGUGUCUCCUCGCCGCGGCGCGCGGGAGCUUGGCGGACGGCCAGCCCUCAGCUUCACCUUUUACCAGUCUACCCACACAAGAAGAAAUGACGACAAAGAAUUCUAACCUUUCCUUGACGACAAAGUAUUCUAACCUUUCCUUGGAGAGUCCUAACAUAUCACUGACUGCUUCAUCUUUUACAAGUCUACCCAUCAGAGAAAAAAUGACGACAAAGUAUUCUAACCUUUCCUUGGAGAGUCCUAACAUACCACUGACCGCUUCACCUUUUACAAGUCUACCCAUCAGAGAAGAAAUGACGACAAAGUAUUCUAACCUUUCCUUGGAGAGUCAUAACAUAUCAGUGACCGAACAUUCCUGUGUACCAGUGGAAAAAAAUAUCACUUUAGAAAGACCUUCUAAUAUAGAACUCAUAUGCCAAUUCACAGCAUCUAGGGAUGUGAAUUCAGUAAAUGUGACAUGGAAAAAAGGUGAUGAACUACUUGAGAAUUAUCUCAUCAAUGUAACAGGAAGCAUCGUGUAUGCCCAGUAUAUGUUUACCAUCAUUAAUAGCAAACAAAUGGGAAGCUAUUCUUGUUUCUUUGGAGAGAAAAAGGAACAAAGGGGUACAUUUCAUUUUAAAGUCCCUAAGAUUCAUGGAAAAAACAAACCAUUGGUCACUUAUGUGAGGGAUACAACUGUCUUGAUAUGUAAAUGUCAACAUUGUUCUCCUUUAAAUUGGACCUGGUACAGUAGUAAUGGGAGUGUCCAGGUUCCUAUUGAUGUUCAGAUGACUGAUAAGUAUGUGAUCAAUGGAACAAAUGCUAAUGAAACAAGGCUGAAGAUAAUGCAACUUACAGAGGACAAUCAGGGGUCUUACUGGUGCCAUGCCGUGUUCCAGUUGGGCGAGAGUGAAGAGCGUGUUGAACUUGUGGUGCUGAGUUACUUGGUGCCCCUCAAACCAUUUCUUGGAAUAGUUGUUGAGGUUGUUAUUUUAGUGGCUAUUAUUCUGCUUUAUGAAACGUACACCCAAAAGAAAAAGAAGCACAUAGAUGAUGGGAAAGAAUUUGAACAAGUUGAACAGCUGAAAUCAGAUGAUAGCAAUGGUGUAGAAAAUAAUGCCCCCAGGCACAGAAAAAAUGAAUCUGUGAGCCAAUGAAUGCGAAACAUCAUGUCAAGAGUCAUGGGAAGAUGUACAGUUUGUAUUUCAGCUUUAUUUAUGCUUCCUGUUAAGAACAUCUGACUUUUUAUUUUUAAAAGGAUGAAAAGUUUAUGCAAUAUAUUGCUCAGCAGUAGCUUUGUAAUAAUAUAUACUAUCUGGGAUCUAAA